UCUUCUGAGUUCCAACGUCCUCUCUUUCUUUCACCUUACAAGCUCUUCCAAUCAUUGCCUCUGACCAAACAGUCAGAUUUUUGCCUGUACCUGCCCCAAAUUUGGCACUAUUCUCGCCUUAUAAAUACCACCCAACCACAGGACCAAACACAUGGCGUUGUGGCUGUUGCAGAAGUCGAGCCUUAAACAGGGUUUGGAUUACUCAACCAGCUGCCACGCGUGUUCAAACUGAAAUAUAGCUAGAGCUUCUGUCAUGGAUUCCAUCAUACCUCGGCUGUUGGAUCCCAUCACUCAACUCAUAGGACAUGUCGUCAACCUCCAAGAAAAUGUGGACUCCCUGAAGAACGCCAUGAACGAAUUGAAAUGUGUAAGGGACGACGUGAAGACAAGGGUGGAAGUUGCCGAACGGCAGAAACUCAAACGCACACACUAUGUGCACUGGUGGCUAGAAAAAGUAGAAGCAAUCGAAGGAGAAGUGAAUGCCAUGGUAGAAGAAUCUAAGAAAGUGACGAGAACGAGUUGGUCUGGCUACCAGCUCUGCAAGAAGGUGGCGAUGAAGCUGGACGACGUGGUCAAGUUGAAGAGCAAAGUUGAUUCCUUUAAUGUAGUGGCAGAGAAGCGGCUUCCUGAUGCCAUUGAAGAGAUGCCUUGCACAUCAGCUGUGGGCAUGGACUUGAUGUUGUCGAAUGCUCUAGGUUUGAUUAGUGAAGACGAAGUGGGAAUUUUUGGAAUAUAUGGAAUGGGGGGAGUCGGGAAGACGACUCUCCUAAAAAAGAUUAACAACGAAUUCCUUGUAAGAACUCAUGAAUUUGCUUUCAUCAUUUGGGUGGUGGUGUCUAAAGAGUUAAAUGUGGAAAAGAUUCAGAAGGAUAUCGGGCAGCGGUUGGGCUUGUCUUGGGUAGAGAAUGAAAGCAACAAUGAGACACGGGCUCGAGACAUUUACAAGGUCUUGAGCAAUAAGAAAUUCAUGCUGUUGUUUGAUGAUAUAUGGGAACGGUUAGAUCUAGAGAUGAUCGGAAUUCCUCAUCCAAACAGCCAAAACAAGAGCAAGGUCGUCUUCACCACACGAUUUGAGGACGUUUGUGGCCGCAUGGCUGCCGAUAAGAAGAUCAGAGUAAAUUGCCUCCAGGAGCAAGAAUCAAUGAAUCUGUUUCGACAGAAUGUUGGUGACGAGGCCAUGAUUUCUCAUCGGGACAUACCGUCCCUUGCUAUGAAGGUUGCCAAAGAGUGCAAAGGUCUGCCCCGUGCGCUAAUAACCAUCGGGCGGGCCAUGGCAUGCAAGAAGACACCACAGGAAUGGGAGCAUGCAAUAUCAGUUCUUAGCACGAGCAAGCCACCAUCAGAGAUAUCAGUUCUUAGCACGAGCAAGCCACCAUCAGAGAUAUCAGGUAUGGAUGAUGAAAUGCUUUUGCGUUUGAAAUUCAGUUAUGAUAAUCUCGGUGGCGACUUGAUUAAAUCAUGUUUCCUGUACUGUGCCCUGCUUCCGGAGGACGACUCCAUUAGCAAAGAACAACUUAUAGAUUACUGGAUACGCAAAGGAUUCCUAGAUGGGUGGGAUGAUGAUCUUGAUGAAGCCCAUAACAAGGGACAUGAUAUCAUUGGAAGAUUAAAGGCUGCAUGCUUGUUGGAGAGUGGUUCUGAUGAAAAAACAAAGGUAAAGUUGCAUGACGUGAUAUGUGAUCUGGCAUUAUGGAUAGCUUCUGAGUGCGGAGAGAAGAAGAAGAGGUAUUUAGUAAAAGCGGGAAUUGGACUGAGGCAUGCACCAGAUGUUGAAAGGUGGAAGGAGGCAGAGAGGAUAUCUCUAAUGAAUAAUUACAUAAAAGAAUUUACAGGGACACCUCAAUGCCCCAACCUCUUAACCUUACUGCUCCAAAGGAAUCAGAAUGUGUAUUUUAAAAAGUUCCACACUGAUUUUUUUCAGUUCAUGCCUCUUCUCAGGGUCUUGGAUCUGUCAGGUAAUUCACUUUUAAAGGAGCUUCCUGCAGGGAUCAGUAACUUGGCAGAGCUACGAUAUCUCAAUCUAUCAUGUACAGGGAUCCGAUCAUUGCCUGAAGAGAUAGGAAAUCUGGUGAAAGCUGAAGCACUUGGACUACUUGGAGUAUACAACUUGCUUGCACACAAUUCCUCAAGGCGCAAUCUCCAGGCCUUCUGAGUUAAGAGUAAUGAACCUAUAUUAUAGUAUUCAAAGUGGGAAGAAGGGAGUGAGGGAUAAACAUGAGUGAUUUGGAAGGCAUGGAACGUUUAAUCCAUCUUGGAAUCACCUUAUCAACUGUGCAUGCUCUUGAAAGGUUGCUCUGCUCAAGCAAGCUGCGGAACCUGACUCGAUAUCUAUGGCUGAUAAGGUGUGAGGGCAUGACAAACUCCCAUUUUACAG
Messenger RNA from Magnolia sinica, 2374 nucleotides. Its product is annotated as disease resistance protein RPS5-like. Gene Ontology annotation, molecular function: ADP binding. Bases 254 to 2152 code for a protein of 632 amino acids. The record is from RefSeq and is a predicted model, not a curated record. NCBI's taxonomy places the organism in Eukaryota, Viridiplantae, Streptophyta, Magnoliopsida, Magnoliales, Magnoliaceae. The transcript has 4 exons.